UGACUCAGCUGGAAGUGAAGCUCUGACGUCACGUAGGUGAGUGACGUCAGACAGGAACCAGUGGAAGGGAGCUUGACAAAUCAAGAUGGCGUCCCACGCCGAAGCAGCGAAGAGGUUUCCAGAUAAAUAAAGCUCAUUGGGAGGACGGUCAGACUCGAGUGGCGCUUCGACAGAGACGUCGGUUGUAUUUCGGCAGAACAGGACGGAGCAGAAACAGUUCUGUUUUCAGAGUCUCUAAAUGGCUGCGAGGAAGUCUGGAUCAGAUGCAUACAACAAUGGACCCAUCAGCUACCUUGAUGAAGUUCCCUUCAAGAUUAAUGAGAAGUUCCGCUGCCCAGCCAAAGUGGGGCUGCCUGUUGGUUUCUGCUUGCCUGACUGUGGCUCUUUGUUGGUGGACACACAGUAUGAUUUUUCUCUGGAGAGACGUAGCGUGCGGUGGGGGGUUGAACUGGCUGAGGCCAGAGCAGCAGAGGCCAGAGCAGAGGAGGCAGCAGCAGCCAAGCAAGAGGCAGAGAGCAGGGAGUGUUUGGCUCAGGCCCAGGACAUUGAUGGUGGUGGAGGGAAGAAACCCCGGUCAGCUGCAGAUGACCAGGACCUUCUACCACCAGCGUUGAACCCUGUCUUGGCGGGGCUGAGCCAUAAUGCCAUCCUCACUCCACUGCCUGCCCCAAGCCUUGGCCCCAGGAAAACCCAGCCUAGUAUUCCGCAGCUGAACUGCCUCAACCUAGCAGACUUUGAGCGGGAAGAGGACCCCUUUGACAAGCUGGAGCUCAAAACUUUGGACGAUAAGGAGGAGCUUAGGAACAUUCUCCAGAGCCAGCCCCAACCUCAGCCGCCUCUCUCUGUAUCCCCACCAGAGCUGUCCCAGAUAGGGUCUGUGUCUCGAGGAAACAGCCCAUCUCCUCCCAGCAGCAACACCAGCCUCCCAGCCAAACAAGGCUUCUCCCACAAACCCAACGGGUUGGUUGCCUUGCUGGACAUGGACAGGGUUGGGCAUCCUGGGAGAGUGGGAUUUGACACAGAUGACCGACCCUGUAACAUCCGCUCUCUGACUUUUCCCAAGCUCUCUGAUUCUGGUGACCCAGAGCCAGUGAGGUACAGCCCACUCCCUGCACCCAUUCCUGCUCACAGAGAGAACCUCCCCAAUGGAAGCCCUCCGACCAUUCCCAAGGCCCAAGUUAUUGUUGCCCCUGAGCCACCUAGCCACAUAAAGAGUGGUACACCUAAACAGACUAACCCAGGAUCAGGAUCCGCUGGUCUGCCGUGUGGCGGGGCCUUGCUUAGCAUGACUCCCAGCGAGCGUCAAUGUGUGGAAACCCUUGUAGGCAUGGGAUACUCCUAUGAGGGUGUCCUACGGGCCAUGCAGAGGCAAGGACAAAACGUGGAGCAGGUACUGGAUUAUCUUAUUUUAUCUGGACGUCUGUGUGAUCGGGGCUUUGAUGCAAGUGCAGUGGCGGAAUGUUUAGAGAUGUACCAAUGCUCAGAGGAAAAGGCCUUGCAGUUCCUUGAACUAAUGUCAAGAUUUGGUGAAAUGGGAUUUGAGCGGGACGCCAUCAAAGAGGUGCUGCUGGUCCACAACAAUGAUCAGGACAAGGCUCUAGAGGACCUGAUGGCUCGUGCCACAGGCAGCUGAGCCAAGCUAACCAGCCAAACGGAGCCCAGCCCAGGGCUAGCUUCCCGCCACCACCUGACACAGCCUCCUUCCUUCUGCCUACCCUGUCACACCAUGCCCUGUCCUUGGCUGUGGAAGGGACAGCUGGGAAACAGUUGUUUUUCUCUCUGUGCUUAAACGUAUUGUGUCUCAGCACUUCUUAAAGACGGUGUGCCUAGAUUGGAGGGGGGUUGAAGUGUAACAAUUCUUCAUGGUGGAGGUUUCUUUUGGUUUUUGAGAAAUACUGGGCUCCAGGAUUUGGUACCGUUUGAUUAUUCAAGAACGACUGAGCUUUGAUGGAGAAACUGGAAGAAGUGGGCUGUGGUGUUUUUGAUGCCAUUCUGAUUUGCUUCCACUUGGAAGUGUUUAUAUUUCUGCUGGCAAAGCUUCAGGACCGAACGGGGAGCCGGUGACACUUAGUGCACACGGACAGACCAGUUUGAACUCUUGAAACUCCCAAACAAUUAAGCUGCCAUUUUCCACUGAUCAGUGCAGUUCUAGUAAAUGGUGGAUGGGAUAGGGGGCCUGAGGAAGCUCUCUUCAAACUGAACCAACUAACAUUAAAAGAAUUUAAAAAAAAUUAAGAAAGGAAGAGGAAAAAACCCAGGCAGUCACCAGACAGAGAUAUGACUCUCUGGAAGUGCCCUCUCUGCUCUGGUGCCCUGCAACUAGCUCUGUUCGACUCAAUGCUUUCAUUCAUUCAUGUCUGUUUUCCUUUUCAUUUGAGCACUUUUUUCAUGUCAGUUCAAAGAUUCCAUUUCGUUGCUUUCUGUUUUGGGAACUACAUAAUUGAGCUUUAGUCAUUAUAACUUAGAACAUAAAGGAUACUACUGCCCCAGUGUUGCUCUUUGACUUGCACUGGAAUGGCCUGUUGAAGGAGUGGGGAAGUUCCUCUGCAAGAGAUAAGAAAUAUCCCAUAACCCUCUGGCACUGUGGUGUCCCAUACUGCACACACGUUUCAUAAUUAUCAACUUAUUUAAAACAGUACACUGACACUUUCAUUUAAGAAUUGCAGAGUUUGAUAUGUUGAUGUAAGAUAUGUUAACUUACAAAAGUGAUGCUCUUAACUUUCAUGGACCUCUGUUUGCAGACUGGAAAAGAGUGAGUGGUUUAACAAGAAACAAAAUGUAAGCGAGGAUUUUUCCUGCAGCCUCAUUACGGUGCAAUAGAGAUAUUUCAUAUUGUGUGACUGUUUGACAUUUUGAGCCGCAAGUAAGUGUUGGGAGGUCAGGAAAUUAUUUUCAAGCCUUGCUGGACAUUUGGAUGUAACCAGAGAAAGGUUUUGAUUUCAGUGGUUUCUAUCAUUUAUUCUCUGUUAUUGGAUUUCAUGACACAAAAUCGAAUCAAACAUGACUUUAAAUUUGUUGACUUGUCCACUUUUUUUCUCAUGGAAAUGUGAAAUGAGAGUUCAUCUUGAUUUCAUGUGUGUUAGCAUCUCCACGGUCUUAAAUGUAAAGUUAAGUCACCACAUGCCAAAAGUGUUUUCACACGUGUCGAGUGGGUGUCAUCCUUUGUUUUUUAUAGUGUGAACCUAUAUGUUUAGAAAUAAUGUCUGCUCAGCUGCACCAAGGGGCAAAAAUGGCAGAAGUUUUCAUAAUCUUGAGCUCUUGUGGUACUGAUGACAAUUAAGAGAGACUUGGUAACAGAUUAAGGGCUUUAGGUUGGCAAAAUGUGACUUUGAGAACUGGUCCUUAGUUUAGAGCUGGGCUAGUCACUUGUUAUCUGCUUUACAAAUGCAAAUAGAAUAUUUUUUAAUUUCUGAGGAAUUUUACAAAAGCCCGGGUGUUUGGUACAUUAAAUUAUUGUGCAGUUUAUUGUCUAUUCAGACAUCACUAUUUGUUUGAUUGGAAUUAUUAGCGACCACGUGAUUGCGGAAUGCCCAUUACCACUCAAACCAGAGGGAUGAGCAUGUGCUUUCAGUUAAAUUAAAACAGCCUGGCUAGUUUAUCCAAGCAUCCUGAAAGUAAUAUCACAAAACUCCCCUUAUUUUCUUAAAAGUGUGUUAGUACAUUUUAAUUAUAUGUCUGGUGCAGGCAGAUGUGACAUGAGUAAAGUGUCAUGUUUCACAUAAUCUCUGUACUUCAGCCAAGUCCUGUAUGUUCUACACCAUGAUUGGCAUAUACGUGUUGUCACCAAUUACCUUCUGUUUUAAUUUACUGUGAUAAAGGAGAGCAUCAUUCUUACCUCACAGAUUAUGACAUGAGUGGUGUUGUCGUCUUCAUACACAACUCAAGUUUGGUUUUGUUGAUCUUACGAAAGCAUAGUUAAUGUCCACUUGCCUCUCUUGCUCUGGCAGCCACAGAAGUUUGGCUGAGAUCAGUACAGCAGGUUCUGGAGCUUCUGCAUCAAUGCCCCCUUCCACCUCUGUUGUGACCUUUCAGUUUUGUGGGGAUGAAGUGCAACUAGGUUCUUAUUAUUUAAGGGGUUGCAUUUGAAGGU
Paralichthys olivaceus (Japanese flounder) is the source of this 4090-nucleotide messenger RNA. RefSeq names its product ubiquitin associated protein 1 (gene ubap1). Lineage: Eukaryota; Metazoa; Chordata; Actinopteri; Pleuronectiformes; Paralichthyidae. Gene Ontology annotation, molecular function: ubiquitin binding. The record is from RefSeq and is a predicted model, not a curated record. Gene Ontology annotation, biological process: ubiquitin-dependent protein catabolic process via the multivesicular body sorting pathway. Gene Ontology annotation, cellular component: ESCRT I complex.